Messenger RNA from Malurus melanocephalus (red-backed fairy wren), 1443 nucleotides. It is a transcript of the gene PTPA, whose product is annotated as protein phosphatase 2 phosphatase activator. The transcript has 10 exons. NCBI's taxonomy places the organism in Eukaryota, Metazoa, Chordata, Aves, Passeriformes, Maluridae. Gene Ontology annotation, biological process: mitotic spindle organization. Gene Ontology annotation, cellular component: cytoplasm; nucleus; protein phosphatase type 2A complex. The record is from RefSeq and is a predicted model, not a curated record. The coding region runs from base 89 to 1054 and encodes 321 amino acids. Gene Ontology annotation, molecular function: protein tyrosine phosphatase activator activity; peptidyl-prolyl cis-trans isomerase activity.
CGGCGUGCCCUGCUCAAAGAUGGCCGCCGGCGGCUUCGGCGUGCGCGGAGGUGGGAGGUGAGGGGCGGCCGGGCCGGGCUGCGGGAAGAUGGCAGAGAGCGAGCGGCGGGCAGGCACCUCUGAGGAGGUGGCUCCUCCUGUCCAGCAAUGCUUCAUGGUCCCGAAGAAGGAGAUAAAUGUGGUUUCUGACAUGGCCAAGUGGAAGCGCUCUCAGGCGUACGCAGACUACAUGGGCUUCAUCCUCACUCUGAAUGAAGGUGUCAGGGGCAAGAAGCUGACCUGUGAAUACAAAGUUUCAGAGGCUAUUGAAAAGCUGGUGGCUCUGCUGAACACCCUCGACAGAUGGAUCGAUGAAACCCCGCCAGUGGAUCAACCUUCUCGCUUUGGGAACAAAGCCUUCAGGACCUGGUACGCCAAGCUAGACCAGGAAGCAGAGAGGUUGGUGUCAACAGUGAUUCCCAAGCAUYUGGCUGAUGCUGCCCCAGAAGUGGCUGUGUACCUGAAGGAAUCCGUGGGGAACUCYACCCGCAUUGACUAUGGCACAGGGCACGAAGCUGCAUUUGCAGCCUUUCUCUGCUGCCUCUGCAAAAUCGGAGUGCUCAGAGUGGAUGACCAGAUGGCCAUUGUCUUCAAAGUGUUUAACAGGUAUYUGGAAGUGAUGCGAAAACUGCAAAAGACCUACAGGAUGGAACCUGCUGGCAGCCAGGGCGUGUGGGGCUUGGAUGACUUCCAAUUCCUACCUUUCAUAUGGGGCAGUUCCCAGCUGAUAGACCAUCCCAGUCUGGAGCCUCGGCACUUUGUGGAUGAUAAGGUGGUAAAUGAAAACCAUAAGGACUUCAUGUUCCUGGAGUGCAUCCUCUUCAUUACAGAGAUGAAGACGGGCCCCUUUGCCGAGCACUCCAACCAGCUCUGGAACAUCAGCGCCGUGCCCUCCUGGUCCAAGGUCAACCAGGGCCUCAUCCGCAUGUACAAGGCAGAGUGCCUGGAGAAGUUUCCUGUGAUCCAGCACUUUAAGUUCGGCAGCCUGCUCCCCAUCCAGCCUGUGACRUCCUAAGGGGGCUGCGGGAGGAGUCGAGGCAGCGGAGGCACAGCGCGGCGCUCUUCCUCCUCCCCUCACCCCCUCCUCACCACCCAGCCCAUCCAUUCCUGCACAUCCUCAUCAGCAACCACAGAUCCAAAGCACUCGCUGGCCUGGCACGGGAGAUGGGACCUGGAGCAGCUCCUCCUGCACGUCCUCACCCUGGGGACGUCUCGCCAGUGGCCGAGCUGGGGCCGUGCUGCUCUGCUGUGCCGCAUCCGUGUGACUGCUGGACAUGGGGAUGGGUUUGAACAGGGGCUCAAAGACCCUCUGCAUCCCUUCCCGRGAGAAAGGGGCGUGGAGGGGAGGAAGGCACGUGUGUAUGUGUUGGGCAGUGGUAACUGCAAUUUCCCUUUUGAAUUUCA